Messenger RNA from Terrapene triunguis (Three-toed box turtle), 420 nucleotides. RefSeq lists its product as uncharacterized. The transcript has a single exon. Lineage: Eukaryota; Metazoa; Chordata; Testudines; Emydidae. Bases 1 to 420 code for a protein of 139 amino acids. The record is from RefSeq and is a predicted model, not a curated record.
AUGUGUGGCAAACAUAAAUCCAAACAUGUCAUCCUAAAAAAGGUUAUAGAAAAACUUAAACGACAUGGACUUACCACAAGCAAGAAGAAAUGUCAAUUCCAUAGCAACUCAGUGACCUAUCUAGGAAAUGCUAUCUCUGGAAAUGACAUAGAACCAAAACCAGACCUAGUAGAAGCCAUUCAUGGUGCACCAGAGCCUGACAACAAAGACAAACUUCUAUCCCUCUUGGGAUUGGGAGAAUACUUUUCAAAGUUUGUCCAGCAAUUUUCCAUGAAAGUAGUUCCUUUGUGUCAACUCCUAAAAAAGGAUGUCAGGUUUGAUUGCGAUGAAGUGUGCAAAUACAGUCUUAAUAAGAUCAAACGUGCAAUUUCCACCAGCCUGGCUCUAUGCCCUUUUGAUUCUGAGAAGCAUGUGUUAUGA